AUGGAAAAUCGCUCCUUUGAUCACAUGCUCGGAUGGUUAAAGAACCGGCCUGAUAUCGAUGGUCUUAGCGGCUCCGAAUUCAACCGGGUCAACGCCUCUGACUCCGGCUCUCCUCCUGUAUACGUUUCGGACGAAGCAUUUUUUAUUGACUCGGACCCGGGUCACUCGAUUCAAGCUAUCCGGGAACAGAUAUUCGGGUCAAAUGACACGUCGGCAAACCCGGCGCCGAUGAACGGUUUUGUGCAGCAGGCGGAGGCUAUGGGGGUUGACGGAAUGUCCAAAAACGUUAUGAGUGGGUUCAAACCAGAUCUGGUACCGGUUUAUUCUGAGUUGGCGAACGAGUUCACAGUCAUGGAUAGGUGGUUUGCCUCGGUGCCUGCUUCGACUCAGCCCAACCGUUUCUACGUCCACUCCGCCACCUCCCACGGCGCCUCAAGUAACGUUAGGAAAGAUCUUAUCAAUGGAUUUCCGCAAAAGACUAUUUUUGACUCUUUAGAUGAGAAUGAUCUAACUUUUGGGAUUUAUUAUCAAAAUAUACCUGCUACUCUUUUCUUCAAAAGCUUGAGGAAGCUCAAGAACAUCGUCAAAUUCCAUAACUAUGCGUUAAAAUUCAAAUUGCACGCCAAGAGGGGGAAGCUCCCCAACUACGUUGUGAUCGAGCAACGGUACUUUGAUGUCAGUCUAUUCCCAGCAAACGAUGAUCAUCCAUCGCAUGAUGUAGCGAGAGGACAGAAGUUUGUGAAGGAGGUUUAUGAGACGCUUAGGGCGAGUCCACAGUGGAAGGAGAUGGCUCUUUUGAUCACUUAUGAUGAGCAUGGCGGGUUUUACGAUCAUGUGCCGACGCCGGUUUCUGGGGUGCCCAAUCCUGAUGGGAUAAUCGGCCCUCCUCCCUUCUAUUUCAACUUUGAGAGGCUUGGUGUGCGCGUACCCACUCUAUUGAUUUCUCCCUGGGUUGACAAGGGAACCGUGAUCCAUGAACCAAGUGGACCAACACCGUCUUCUCAAUAUGAACACUCUUCAAUACCUGCAACUGUGAAGAAGCUUUUCAAUCUUCCAUCAAAUUUCUUGACUAAAAGGGAUGCAUGGGCUGGAACCUUUGAGAACUACUUCUACCUACGAGAUACCCCACGUGAUGACUGUCCAGAGAAGCUCCCAGAGGUUACGACGACAUUAAGGCCAUGGGGACCAAAGGAAGAUGUUAAACUUUCCGAAUUUCAAAUUGAACUGAUUCAACUUGCAUCACAGCUCAAUGGUGACCAUGUCCUCAACACCUAUCCUCAUAUCGGGAAAAUGAUGACAGUGGGUGAGGCCAAUCGCUAUGCUGAGGAUGCUGUUGAAAGGUUCUUGGAAGCUGGAAGGACAGCUUUGAUGGCUGGAGCAAACGAGUCUGCUCUGGUUACCAUGAGACCCUCCCUUUCUACCCGAACCUCAGGGGAUGAUUCAAGUGGCAAAUAUGAAGCCUACUGA
This is a messenger RNA of Fraxinus pennsylvanica, 1467 nucleotides long. NCBI's taxonomy places the organism in Eukaryota, Viridiplantae, Streptophyta, Magnoliopsida, Lamiales, Oleaceae. The record is from the annotation of a GenBank genome assembly.